AUGGGUCAUUCACGACGUCCGGCUGGCGGGGAGAAGAAGAGUCGCGGCUUCGGUCGCUCCAAGGCCGCCGCCGAUGUGGGCGACGGGCGACAGGCGGGCAAGCCCCAGGUCAAGAAGGCCGUCUUUGAAAGCACAAAGAAGAAGGAGAUUGGUGUCUCUGAUCUUACCCUCCUCAGCAAAAUCUCCAACGAGGCCAUCAAUGACAACCUCAAACUCCGCUUCGAACAUGACGAGAUCUACACAUACAUUGGACAUGUGUUGGUGUCUGUGAACCCGUUCCGCGACUUGGGCAUCUAUACCGACCGUGUCCUCGAGUCCUAUCGGGGAAAGAACCGACUCGAAGUCCCACCCCACGUUUUCGCGGUCGCAGAAUCCGCCUACUACAACAUGAAGUCAUACAAGGAUAACCAGUGCGUGAUCAUCUCAGGAGAGUCGGGUGCGGGUAAGACGGAGGCGGCCAAGCGGAUCAUGCAGUACAUCGCCAGUGUGUCCGGCGGCAGCGACUCGUCCAUCCAACAAACAAAAGACAUGGUUUUGGCCACCAACCCGUUGCUGGAGUCGUUUGGUAACGCAAAGACCUUGCGCAACAACAAUUCCUCCCGGUUCGGAAAGUACCUGGAACUGGAAUUCAACACCAAUGGCGAGCCGGUGGGUGCCAACAUCACAAACUACCUGCUGGAGAAGUCAAGAGUGGUGGGACAAAUCACAAACGAGCGAAACUUCCACAUUUUCUACCAGUUCACCAAAGCUGCACCGCAGAAGUACAGAGAUAUGUUCGGCAUACAGCAGCCUCAGUCCUACCUCUACACCAGCCGAUCGAAGUGCUACGAUGUCCCCGGAGUCGAUGAUGCGGCCGAAUUUAGAGACACCAUCAAUGCCAUGGGUGUCAUUGGUAUGACCGAAGCGGAACAGGACGAGGUGUUCCGGAUGCUGGCUGCGAUCCUGUGGAUCGGAAACAUUCAGUUCGCCGAAGAUGACUCCGGGAACGCUGCCAUUACCGACCAGUCGGUGGUCGACUUUGUCGCAUACUUGCUGGAGGUCGAUGCCGCGCAGGUGAACAAGGCGCUCACCAUCCGGUUGAUGGAGACGGCCCGCGGAGGCCGCAGGGGAUCUGUCUAUGAGGUUCCUUUGAACACGGUGCAGGCGCUAGCUGUUCGUGAUGCGUUGUCCAAGGCGAUCUACUUCAAUCUCUUUGACUGGAUUGUUGGGCGGGUCAACUCUUCGUUGACCGCCAGAGGUUCUGUGGCGAACUCCAUCGGUAUCUUGGAUAUCUACGGGUUUGAGAUUUUUGAGAAGAACUCGUUUGAGCAACUGUGUAUUAACUACGUAAAUGAGAAGCUGCAACAGAUCUUCAUCCAGUUGACCCUGAAGGCGGAGCAGGAUGAGUAUGCGCGGGAACAGAUCCAGUGGACCCCGAUCAAAUACUUCGAUAACAAGGUGGUCUGCUCGUUGAUUGAGGACAAGCGUCCGCCUGGUGUCUUUGCAGCGCUGAACGAUGCCUGCGCGACAGCGCAUGCCGACUCGGGCGCGGCGGACAACACAUUCGUCGGCCGUCUGAACUUCCUGGGCCAGAACCCCAACUUUGAGAGCCGCCAGGGCCAGUUCAUCGUCAAGCACUACGCCGGUGACGUCAGCUAUGCAGUCGAGGGCAUGACCGACAAGAACAAGGACCAGUUGCUGAAGGAUUUGUUGAACCUCGCGGGUUCCAGCAGCAACCAAUUCGUGCACACCCUCUUCCCCAACCAGGUGAACCAGGAUGAUAAGAGACGUCCUCCCACCGCCAGCGACAAAAUCAAGGCCUCUGCCAACGACCUCGUGGCGACCCUGAUGAAGGCACAGCCAUCUUACAUUCGGACCAUCAAGCCCAACGAUAACAAAGCGCCCCGGGAGUACAACCAAGGGAAUGUGCUGCACCAGAUCAAGUAUCUGGGUUUGCAGGAGAACGUCCGUAUUCGUCGCGCUGGUUUCGCCUACCGUCAAACCUUCGACAAGUUCGUGGAGCGCUUCUACCUGCUGUCGCCCAAGACCUCGUACGCUGGUGACUAUACGUGGACGGGUGAUGAGGAGUCUGGCGCCCGCCAAAUCCUCAAAGACACCAGUAUCCCCGCGGAGGAGUACCAGAUGGGUAUCACCAAGGUGUUCGUCAAGACGCCGGAGACGCUAUUUGCCUUGGAGACGAUGCGCGACCGGUACUGGCACAACAUGGCCAUUCGCAUCCAGCGUGCUUGGCGCAACUACCUGCGCUACCGCAUCGAAUGCGCCAUCCGCAUCCAGCGGUUCUGGCGUCGCAUGACAGGCGGUCUGGAGUUCAUUAAACUACGUGACCAAGGACACCAGGUCCUCCAGGGCAAGAAGGAGCGGCGCAGGAUGAGUUUGCUCGGGUCGCGGCGCUUCCUCGGAGAUUAUGUGGGAGUUGGCAACAAGGGUGGCCCGGGCGAAAUGAUCCACAACGGUGCAGGCAUUAACGGAUCGGAAAAUAUUCUCUUCUCUUGCCGUGGUGAAGUAUUGAUUUCCAAGUUUGGCCGGUCUAGCAAGCCGGCACCGCGCAUCUUUGUUUUGCUGACAACGCAGACCAACCGACACGUCUACAUCGUGGCACAAACGCUGGUCAACAACCAGCUUCAGAUUGCGUCAGAGCGGACGAUACCUAUCGGAGCGAUCAAGUCCGUCAGCACAUCCAACUUGAAAGACGACUGGUUCUCGCUGGUGGUGGGCGGACAGGAGCCAGACCCGCUGAUGAACUGCGUCUUCAAGACCGAGUUCUUCACACACCUCACCAACGCCCUUCGGGGGCAGCUGAACCUGAAAAUUGCCGACCACAUCGAAUACAACAAGAAGCCGGGCAAGCUGGCUACCGUCAAGGUGGUCAAGGACCCUGGGGCCUCGAACGUCGAUAGCUACAAGAGCAGCACCAUCCAUACGAGUGCGGGUGAACCGCCUAGCUCCGUGUCCAAACCCACGCCACGCCCGAAGCAGGUUGCUGCGCGACCCGUGACGAAGGGCAAGUUGCUCCGCCCCGGCGGUCCUGGCGGCGGACCUUCGAAACUGGCAUCCAGACCUGCACCGGCGCGCCAGCCUAUGCCGCAGCCCACGCCGCAGCCGGCUGCCGUGCAACCACCCCCCGCCCCCCGGCCAGCUGUGUCGCCCGCAGCGCAGCCCAGGCCGGUCCCUCAACCGGUUGCCGCGGUUGCCGCAGCGCAGCACACACGCAAUGCAUCCUCCAGUUCCACAAGGGCGCCGCCCCCGCCUCCCCCGGCGACGCCCCCAGCAGCCCAGAGGAAGCCGAUGGCGAAGGUGUUGUACGACUUCAACAGCGACCAGUCCAACGAACUGUCGAUCCGGGCGGGCGAUCUUGUGCAGAUUGUCUCCAAGGAAGGAAAUGGAUGGUGGUUGUGUAUGAAUACCACGACAUCGGUCCAGGGCUGGACGCCCGAAGCCUACCUGGAGGAGCAAGUGGCAGCGUCACCCAAGCCUGCACCGCCCCCGCCGCCACCAGCCGCACCCCGCGCCAGCCCCGUGCCGGCGACUAAUGGUGCCGCCGCCGCUGUGGCCGCCAAAGCCAAGGCCAAGCCCGCACCGCCGGCCCCGCCAGCCAAGCGGCCCAACAUGGCAGGGCGGAAGGUGGCGCCCGCACCCCCCGCGGCGCCACGUGAUAGCGCAGUGAGCAUGAACUCGCACGACUCGUCGGGAGGCAGUGGACGGGGGACGCCAAACAGCGCGUCGAACGCGAGUCUGGCGGGAGGAUUGGCGGAGGCGCUGAAGGCGCGACAGCACGCGAUGCAGGGACAUCAUGAUGAAGAUGACGAGUGGUGA
This is a messenger RNA of Aspergillus niger, 3813 nucleotides long. RefSeq lists its product as uncharacterized. Gene Ontology annotation, cellular component: microvillus; vesicle; plasma membrane. The transcript is spliced from 9 exons. NCBI's taxonomy places the organism in Eukaryota, Fungi, Ascomycota, Eurotiomycetes, Eurotiales, Aspergillaceae. Gene Ontology annotation, biological process: endocytosis; vesicle transport along actin filament; actin filament organization. Gene Ontology annotation, molecular function: ATP binding; actin filament binding; microfilament motor activity. The record is from RefSeq and is a predicted model, not a curated record. Bases 1 to 3813 code for a protein of 1270 amino acids.